UAACUGCCCGACAAGUUACGUGUAGAUGGAAACUUUGUGUUUGUUAUGUUGGCCUAAAAUUCUUAAGUGAGCAUACAUAAGAACCACUCCCGGCUUUUUGACAGAAACCGAAAUAAUUUCGCUAUCCAUCAUUUUUACAUUUGUGUAUCAAUAAAUAUUGAAGAGGAUGGCGGUGAACGUUUAUUCAACGAAUGUAACAACAGAAAACCUUUCGCGGCAUGACAUGCUCUCUUGGGUCAAUGAUUGUCUCCAAAGUAGCUUUGGAAAAAUCGAGGAAUUAUGUACAGGGGCCGCUUACUGUCAAUUCAUGGAUAUGCUCUUUCCUGGAUCUGUUCCACUCAAACGAGUCAAAUUUAAGACAAACCUCGAACACGAAUACAUACAAAACUUUAAGGUGCUUCAAGCUGGAUUUAAAAAAAUGAGUGUGGAUAAGGUUAUACCUGUAGAUAAGUUAAUAAAAGGUCGUUUCCAAGACAACUUCGAGUUCUUGCAAUGGUUCAAGAAAUUUUUCGACGCGAACUACGACGGCCGCGCCUAUGACGCGCUGGAAGCGCGGGCGGGCCUCGCUUUGGGUUCGGGGGCAAGCGAUCAAGCGGGUGCCGUCGCCCCUGCUGUUUCCGCACCGACAGCCCCCAAAACGACUUACACUCGACAGGGUAACGGAAUGACGUCCGCCACUCAGCGUUAUGUACCCCCAGCUAAAAGAAAACCAGUGCCUAAAGUAAAUGCAGUACGCCCGGUGACCAAAACGGUGACUUCGGUGAACAGUCGUGGCGAUUCCGGGAAAAUAGAAGAGCUGACAAGUCAAAUUUUGGAAUUGAAAGUGAGCGUAGAAGGUUUAGAAAAGGAGCGUGAUUUCUAUUUCGGGAAGUUGCGUGACAUUGAGGUUAUGUGUCAAGAGUCCGAAGAGGGUAAUCCCCUAAUCCAGAAGAUUUUGGAAGUUUUAUACGCAACCGAAGAUGGUUUCGCACCCCCCGAUGAAUUAGAAGGUGGCGCAGACGAACAGGACGAGUAUUAAAAGGAAAUAAAACAUCCCUUUUUUAACACUCCCUCCCCUAUUUUCUAUACUUUUAAGAGUCACGUUCCCAUAAAAAAAUAAUCAUAGGGAAAUCGAAAAUUGUUUACAUACGAGGUAUUUUAGUGUCUUGUUAAAAAUAUUCUCGCAUCAUGUAAACUCUUUUUUUUUUUUUUUUUCAUUUACACUAUUAAAAUUUAUUGUAACCGUUGCCCACGUACUACACAAAGUUAUGGUAUAUAUUCUAUUGAAUCAAAGAAAAAAGAAAAUUAAUAAUUAUAAAAAGCGAAAUUGAUAAAAUAGUAGAUUUUUUUAAAUGUAAAAUGUGUUGAUUUGCGUGUGUAAAAAUUGUUACGUUUUUCAAAAAUCAAAAUGAUGAACGAAUUUUCUAUCGAAUAUUAUUUGAUAGUCCAACGAUUAAACGAUGACGCUGAUAAUAACUUCUUUGUCUUUUUUAUGGUUUUUUUUUCGCGAUUAGUAGAGAAGAAGCGCGCACUCAACUUGUUCUAUAGUUACGUUUUACUACCUACUGUUUUUUGUGUUAUCUACUACCCUGUGUUGGCAUAUUUUGAAAUAAAAAAACGAAUAAAUCAUUUACAGUUUUAUUAUAA
Messenger RNA from Onthophagus taurus, 1626 nucleotides. RefSeq names its product microtubule-associated protein RP/EB family member 1 (gene Eb1). NCBI's taxonomy places the organism in Eukaryota, Metazoa, Arthropoda, Insecta, Coleoptera, Scarabaeidae. The record is from RefSeq and is a predicted model, not a curated record. Gene Ontology annotation, molecular function: microtubule binding.